Molecule: messenger RNA, 732 nt
Organism: Plenodomus lingam JN3
Lineage: Eukaryota; Fungi; Ascomycota; Dothideomycetes; Pleosporales; Leptosphaeriaceae
Source: RefSeq, a predicted model, not a curated record
AUGGGCAAAGUGGGCCAGUCAGUUGGCCGUUUGGCGUCUGGCGUUUUGGUUGUUGAAUGUUUGCUGAUCCAGGUUCCAUGUCCAAUUGCCGUUUUCGUGAAUGAACUGCGAAGAAAAAUGGUUAUUCGAUCGGCUCUUCCUCCCCCCACGGUUGGCGCUAGUGGAGGGGUUAUGCGGUUGCCAAGUCACUGGUCGCGAUUGCUGAUUGCAGGGUUGAGACGGUGGGUAGAUGAUAGAGCGGCAGAAGAGAGGGCAAAGCUUGACAUGUGCUUCGCGUGCAUGGUAGGUAGCUAUACCCAGCCCAGCCCAGCCCAGCAAGCAAAGCCAACCAGCCAGCCAGACAAGGCCGUCGUCCCGUCUCGACCACAACUCGGCCUUCUUAUAGUACAUGGCAAGCUCCCUCCCCCUUCUUUCCCCGGCCUCGGUCCUCAUUCUGCUCGUCUGAAUCCUUUACUGCGCCCUGCAACCUCAACCAUCAUUCGCCACCACCCUUGGGACUUCAUACCAUACACAUCCGCUGUCACCCCUCUUCGCUCUUGCACUACUGAUAGUACACUCAGUCCGCAUUCAGCCUCGAGAAAUCACCUUGCAUUAAACAAACAGCGCCAGCCACGACCGGUACCCAACAAUCACAACAACAACAACAACAACAAGAACAACAAGAACAACAAAACCAGCCGGCCCCGCAUCUCUCACCCUGUCCUUGGUCCACCACCUGGCUCUCCCCCUUGA